Molecule: messenger RNA, 1124 nt
Organism: Thecamonas trahens ATCC 50062
Lineage: Eukaryota; Apusomonadida; Apusomonadidae
Product: malate dehydrogenase, NAD-dependent
Exons: 1
Coding region: 39-1100 (353 amino acids)
Biological process (GO): tricarboxylic acid cycle; malate metabolic process
Cellular component (GO): cytosol; cytoplasm
Molecular function (GO): L-malate dehydrogenase (NAD+) activity
Source: RefSeq, a predicted model, not a curated record
CCUUUUCUCUCUUUUACCUUGUGUAGACACACUUGAGGAUGUUCCGUUCGUCUGUUGCUCUUACUGCUGCUGUGCGUGCUACGGGUGUGGCCAGUGGCGCGGUGCCGGCGGCUGGCGUGGCGUCGAUUUCUUCGGGCAAGCGGGCCGCGUCGACGGCGUCCGGGUUCAAGGUGGCUGUUGCCGGCGCGUCGGGCGGGAUCGGGCAGCCGCUCUCGCUCCUGCUUCGCAACUCGCAGUACGUGUCGGACCUCCGGCUGUACGACAUUGUCGGCGCGCCGGGUGUGGCUGCUGACCUCUCGCACAUCCCGUCCAAGGCCGGGGUGAGCGGCUACGGCAAGGACGACGUCGAGGCUGCGUUUGCCGACGUGGACUGCGUGGUUGUGCCUGCGGGCGUGCCGCGCAAGCCUGGCAUGACGCGCGACGACCUGUUCAACACCAACGCGUCGAUUGUGCAGUCGCUGGCCGAGGCGAUUGCGUCUGCGGCGCCGAACGCGUUUGUGUGCAUCAUCUCGAACCCGGUCAACUCGACGGUGCCGAUUGUGGCCGAGACGCUCAAGAAGGCCGGCGUGUACGACCCGAAGAAGGUGUUUGGCGUGACGACGCUCGACGUCAUCCGGGCCAACCAGUUUGUCGGCCACAACCAGAACAUCGACCCGAAGGAGCUCGACGUGACGGUUGUUGGCGGCCACGCCGGUACGACCAUCCUCCCGCUGCUCUCGCAGAUCGAGGGCGCCAAGUUUACCGAUGACGACAUUGCGGCGCUCACGCACCGCAUCCAGUUUGGCGGCGACGAGGUGGUCCAGGCCAAGGACGGUGCUGGCUCGGCGACGCUCUCGAUGGCGGUUGCCGGCGCUCGGUUCACCGAUCGUCUCCUGGCUGCGGCGUCGGGCGUUUCGGGCAUCCGCGAGUGCACCUUUGUCGAGUCGAACGUGGCUGACACGCCGUUCUUCUCGUCGCGCGUCCAGCUUGGCCCGUCGGGCGCCGAGGUUGUUGAGCCGAUCGGCCCGAUGACCGCGUUCGAGCAGGCCAACUACGACGAGAUGAUCGGCACGCUCGGCGACCAGAUCCAGAAGGGCGUCGACUUUGUCAACCGCGCGUAGAAGCAUUGAACAGUUUUGUGGAUG